AUGCCGAAAUUUAAGGGAAGAAUUAGCGAUAGAGGAAAAUGGGACGAAAAUAAAAUGAAAGAAGCUGUUAAAAAUGUGAUGGAAGGCAAGUUAUCUGUAAGACAAGCGGCAGACAGAACUCCCGAAUCGACUAGCAUUGCGCGGGCUGUUGGGUUUAACAAACCACAAGUUAGCCGUUUCUUUGGCCAGCUUAAUCACCUUCAAGAGAAAUAUAAAUUCCCUCCUUCUAGAAUUUACAACACCGAUGAAACAGGGGUAUCAAAUGUGCAUAAAAAUGAUAAAGUCAUUUCGAUAAAAGGAAAAAAACAGGUUGGUAAAUUAACAUCUGCAGAAAGAGGUCGAAACAUCACAUUAACUUUUGCGAUGAAUGUCACUGGUCAUUUCAUACCACCCCUUUUCAUUUUUCCUCGGAAGAAAAUGGAUAAGAACGGUCGCUUGAUGAUAGGAGCUCCACCAGAUAGUAUUGCUACUCCUCAAGAGAGCGGAUGGAUGAACGGUGAGGUGUUCUUCCAAUGGUUGCAACAUUUUAAACAACAUGUUCAGCCAACAGAAACAAAUCCUGUCCUCUUAAUUUUGGAUGGCCACGCUAGUCAUAAGGAGCUGGCAGUUAUAAAAUAUGCACGUAAUCAUCACAUUCAUAUGCUGAGCACACCACCUCAUACAACUCAUAAAUUACAGCCGUUGGACAGGACAUUUUUUAAACCUUUUAAGUCUGCAUUUGCAACUGCAAGUUCAGCAUGGAUGAGGCGAAAUCCUGCAGCUAGAAUCACUGACUAUGAUAUUGCUGCACUUGUGGACGAAGCCUUUAGCAGAGCAGCAAGGUUGGAUAUAGCACAAAACGGAUUCAAGUGCACAGGAAUUUAUCCAUUUAACCCUGAAAUCUUUACUGACAUUGAUUUUUUUACCAUCAAUGAUGACAGAUGUGAUGCAAGAAGUUUCUUCCAAAGAAAAUAUGGCCAAUCAGUUCUCAGUAGCACAUUCUUCGCCAGUGCCCUCCACUAG
Parnassius apollo (apollo) is the source of this 1002-nucleotide messenger RNA. NCBI's taxonomy places the organism in Eukaryota, Metazoa, Arthropoda, Insecta, Lepidoptera, Papilionidae. The record is from the annotation of a GenBank genome assembly.